AUGAAUUCUGAAGAUUCGACUUUCUACAACGUGGUGUGUACUCUGGCCCAGCUGGAGAUUGCGAGGAAGCCCAAAGUUCGAGGGGCACGUACAGCGGCAUUGACUGAGGCACAAGCCCUGACCAACCUCAGCGACGAUAUUAAGUCAAUGGUUAAGGGAUCUCUCUCGCAGAAGGAGAAGUUGGAAGCCGUGCCAGACCUCGAUGCUGUUCAAGUCGAAGCCUUGAGAGCAUUACAUACGGUUAUGCAGAAAGGCAAAAGCACAGAAGCAGAGUUGAAAUGUGCAGUUGAGGCAGCAAUCAAGGCCCUCAACCCAGAUUACGAAGGCGAAGAACAAGAAGAAGAAAACAACGAGGAAUUAGAUGAGGCGGUUGCCACCACAGACAGAUUGCUUCGCAGAAGCCAAAGAGUCGCGGAGCAACAAAAGAAGGCUAUCAAGGAGUACGGUCCUGAGGAAGAGGCUGAGUAUGAGGGCAUAUUCAAGGGCGAGGACGAGGAAGACGUGGAUGAGGACGAGGAAGACGCGGAUGAGGACGAGGAAGACGUGGAUGAGGACGAGGAAGACGCGGAUGAGGACGAGGACGUCGUGGGAUACGCACAAGGAAACGGAGGGAAUGCUUGA
Messenger RNA from Cadophora gregata, 621 nucleotides. RefSeq lists its product as uncharacterized. The coding region runs from base 1 to 621 and encodes 206 amino acids. NCBI's taxonomy places the organism in Eukaryota, Fungi, Ascomycota, Leotiomycetes, Helotiales, Ploettnerulaceae. The record is from RefSeq and is a predicted model, not a curated record. The transcript is spliced from 2 exons.